Molecule: messenger RNA, 428 nt
Organism: Homarus americanus (American lobster)
Lineage: Eukaryota; Metazoa; Arthropoda; Malacostraca; Decapoda; Nephropidae
Product: phytanoyl-CoA dioxygenase, peroxisomal-like
Exons: 3
Coding region: 117-404 (95 amino acids)
Source: RefSeq, a predicted model, not a curated record
UCAAAAUAUGUUUGAGACGAGUUGAACUUGAAAUUUUGUUGUUGUCUUCAUACUGUAUCGCUGAAAGAAGAUGUAAAGAUAAGUUGGUUGAUAAGAACAGUAUCAGUACAACACAUAUGAAAGGAGCUGAAGAUUGUAGUGACUCGGCUCAGUGUGGCCACAUCAUGGCGCAGACACGCAUGAAGGUCAUCUUUGGUCAUCUAAACCAAAGAAACCAACAAGCUGUUGUUCCUCAGCUGCUGUCAAGUUCUGCAAGAAUAGGUGCAACAAGUGAUGAUGUUGGAUACCAGUACACUCUAAACAACUCUCGACUAGCACUUGCUCAGAGAGCAUUCUAUGAAGAAAAUGGCUUCUUGGUGAUUCCCAACUUAGUGCCUGAUGACAAAAUUGAUAAAUGGAAGUAAGUUGUGAAUAAUUAUCAGGAUAUA